Messenger RNA from Eruca vesicaria subsp. sativa (arugula), 908 nucleotides. The record is from the annotation of a GenBank genome assembly. Lineage: Eukaryota; Viridiplantae; Streptophyta; Magnoliopsida; Brassicales; Brassicaceae.
CCUUGACACAAAUAUACAAAUGAUAUGCUACAAAAAUUGUUAGAGGAUAUCAUAUACUACUAUGUAAUUAAGAAGAUAACCAUAAUAGAUGAAACGUCAUGCACAAUCCUUACUAUCUUCUAUAUAAAUGGCCUCACAACACAAUCCUUUCUCCCACACCACUUUAUUACUGAAACUUAAAGAACAAAAAAAAGAAAAUUUCAUUUGCUCACUCUGAGAAACAUACCAUGCAGACAAUGGAAGGAAGACAAUAUUACCAAAACCCUGAAGGAAACAAUCAUAGCUCUUCCAUGGUGGUGCCACACUCGCCGUGGCACUCUCCGGUUCCUUAUCUUUUUGGCGGUUUGGCCGCCAUGCUUGCCCUCAUCGCCUUCUCUCUUCUCAUCCUCGCUUGUUCUUACUGGCGACUCACUAGCUCGGAUGAGAGAGAUCUCGAGGCAGGAGAUGAUGCCAAACCCAACGGUGACACUCACAAGACCAAGACAACAGUGAUGCCAGAGAAGUUUCUGGUCAUCAUGGCCGGAGACGUCAAACCCACUUACCUUGCUACGCCGGCGAAUAUGUCUGAGCAAAGCUGUACUUGCGGUGAUCAUAAGGAAGAGGUGGGUGGUAAUCAGGUGGUGCGGCAGAGCACCGGAACUUGAAAACAGAGCAAUCAUUACGAAGUCUAAAUAUUAUGCGGACCUUAGAGAAGCGGAUGGGAUAAAACUGUGUUUUAUUUCAUUAUUUUUGUCUGAUUGAGAAGAUGUUUAUGCAUCGUUUUGUAACUUUGUAUGGUUUUGGUUCUUUUUAAUCUUCUCGUUGUAGUACUACUAGAUUUCUACUAUUUUUCUCGUUCUGGAUCAAGAAAAAAAAAGUCCGGAAUAUGUACAUUUCAUGAGAACUUGAAUAGAUGAUUAGUAACUAGU